Molecule: messenger RNA, 767 nt
Organism: Panicum virgatum (switchgrass)
Lineage: Eukaryota; Viridiplantae; Streptophyta; Magnoliopsida; Poales; Poaceae
Product: probable glutathione S-transferase GSTF1
Exons: 3
Coding region: 41-688 (215 amino acids)
Cellular component (GO): cytoplasm
Molecular function (GO): glutathione binding; glutathione transferase activity
Source: RefSeq, a predicted model, not a curated record
UUCAUCCCAUUAUCACACGAGAAGACCACAUACAGAGGAAAUGGCAAUGAAGGUGUACGGGCCAGCAGCGUCGACGAACGUGGCUCGCGUUCUGGUCUGCCUGGAGGAGGUUGGCGCAGAGUACGAGGUAGUGCCCGUCGACAUGCCCUCCGGCGAGCACAAGAUCCCAGCACAUGUUGCCCGCAAUCCCUUCGGUCAGGUCCCAGCUUUCCAGGAUGGUGAUCUGAUUCUUUCUGAGUCCCGUGCAAUUUCGAAGUACAUCCUUCGCAAAGGCGGGUCCGAUCUCCUCCGAGAAAGUAACCUCUCCGAGUCUGCAAUGGUGGACGUUUGGCUCGAGGUCGAGAAGGCGCACUUCAACAGCGCCAUGUCGCCCAUCAUCUUCCAGAGCUUCGUCGUCCCUAAUUUCUUGGGCGGCGAAACCGACGUUAAAAUCGUCAUGGAGAAUCUAGAGAAGCUGAAGACGGCCCUGGAGGUUUACGAGGCACGUCUGUUCAGGUUCAAGUACUUAGCCGGAGACAUUGUCAGCCUAGCGGACAUCAGCCAUUUCCCGGCAGCCUACUAUCUGCUGGGCGGGCCCCAUGCGUCAGUGCUUGAGGCGUAUCUGCAUGUCAAGGCCUGGAUCACCGAGGUGAUGGACAGGCCGAGCGUGAAGAAGGUCCCGGAGCUCAUGAAGAUGCCAUCAGCCUGACCUCAGGAAGCAGUAUACUAGUACUGGAUUUGGAUUUGUGCAGAAUCUGCUCUCUCUAAUUGCAUCCUUUAUAUUCUUG